UUUUGGGAUGUGUGCAGCUGCUGCGGCUAGUCUUGUGCCGCUGCCUCUAGUCCCUCAUUACCUUCUUCCAUUGUUAACAGCUCUGGGGCUUUCUAUUUUAUUAAAGAAAACCUGGAUCCCUUGGAACAGCAGCCAUGCAGAAGCACUGCGGAGAUAUGGAGGAGCUCAUCGCGGAACUGCGCCUUUUUCUUGAACUAUUAAACCAUGAAUAUCUGACAACAACCGUUAGAGAGAAAAAGACAGUAAUAAGCAACAUUCUUCAAAGGAUACAGUCAUCCAAAGAAUUUGAAUUAAAAAAUCAUGUGCACAGAACAGAGGUGACCAGCAGUGUGCCAGCUCCGCCCCAGAUGCCUUUACCAGAAAUCCCUCAGCAAUGGCUGCCCCCAGAUAACGGACCACCACCUUUGCCAACAUCUUCACUUCCAGAAGGUUAUUAUGAAGAAGCGGUUCCCCUUAGCCCUGGAAAGGCUCCUGAAUAUAUUACAGCUAACUAUGAUUCAGAUGCUAUGAGCAGCUCAUAUGAAUCCUAUGAUGAGGAAGAUGAAGAUGGAAAAGGGCAGAAAAAAAGACUCCAGUGGCCGUCUGAAGAGGCCUCAAUGGAUCUUGUGAAGGAUGCUAAGAUUUGUGCGUUCCUUCUCCGUAAAAAACGAUUUGGACAGUGGACCAAACUGUUGUGUGUCAUUAAAGAAAACAGAUUAUUGUGCUACAAAACAUCUAAGGACCAGCAACCUCAAAUGGAGUUACCACUAAAUGGCUGUGUUGUUACUUAUGUCCCAAAAGAUAGUAAAAAAAAGAAACAUGAGCUCAAAAUUACUCACCAAGGGACAGAUGCACUAGUUCUCGCUGUACAAAGUGAGGAACAGGCUGAACAAUGGCUAAAGGUGAUUAAAGAUGUCUGCAGCAGCUGUGGGGGCCCUGUGGAUUCAGACGGACAGUCUUCCAGCUCACCGGUGCCAAAAACAGAACUGGAAAAGAAAUUAUCAUCAGAACGGCCUAGCUCUGAUGGGGAAUGCAACCUAGAAAAUGGCUCAUCGAUUCCCAACGGCAAGGAGCAAGUGAAAAGAAAGAAAAGCACCAAGACUGAGCCAAAGGGUGCUGUUACAAAAGUAACGGGGAAAAAGAUCACAAAAAUUAUUGGACUUGGAAAGAAAAAGUCAAGUACUGAUGAGCAGACAUCAUCUGCUGAUGAAGAUGUGCCAACAUGUGGAUAUUUAAAUGUACUCUCCAACAACCGCUGGAGGGAACGUUGGUGCAGAGUCAAAGACAAUAAACUCAUCUUUCACAAGGACAGAACUGAUCUGAAGACUCACAUAGUUUCAAUACCUCUUAGAGGGUGUGACGUUAUUCCUGGCCUGGAUUCCAAACAUCCUCUAACAUUCCGACUGCUCCGUAAUGGGCAGGAGGUUGCAGUGCUGGAGGCUUCAUCCUCAGAAAACAUGGGCAGGUGGAUAGGAAUAUUGUUGGCUGAAACUGGUUCAUCUACUGAUCCAGGAUCUCUGCAUUAUGAUUAUAUUGAUGUAGAUACUACAGCAAAUGUUAUACAAACAGCGAAACAAUCUUUCUGCUUUAUGAACAGACGGGUAAUUACUGCAAAUCCAUAUCGGGAAGCUCCAACAAAUGGCUAUUCGUGUCCCACUGGUAUGGCACUUCAUUACGAUGACGUCCUAUGCAUAAAUGGCUUGUGGAGACCGGACGAUGACUUUUCUUGUAACAGAAAGAACAGUGAAGAAGUGUAUUACGAUGACCCAGACAUAUACGAUAACUUACCAUCUCCGAAAAUCUUUGCACGCUACGCACCUGCUGACAAAAAGAGCAAUAGGUUUUCCAAUGACAAAUUAUCUCCUAAUCACUACAAAUCUCCUGUCUCAUCCAGUCUUUCCUCUGUUACUAACACUUCUUCUCUGGGGCGGGGAUCUGUUUCUUCACAGUCGCAGCUUAAGAGUAAGAAACCCCCAGCAACAGCGAAUGGCCUAUCACCGAAAUCUAAAGUAGCGACCUCCCAGCAAAAGAAAACGAAUACAGCAGUUAAUGUGAAACGCACCGCCUCAAAUGCUGAGCAGUACAAAUAUGGAAAGAACAGAGUGGAAGCAGACGCCAAGCGAUUACAAAUGAAAGAGGAGGAGUUGCUGAAGAAAAAAGAAGCUCUUCGAAAUCGGUUGGCGCAGUUACGAAAAGAGAAAAAAGACAUAAGGGCUGCCAUUGAAGCCAAUGCUGGAAGAAAGUCACAGGUUCUCCUUGAAGAAAAACUGAAAAAACUUGAGGAUGAAUGUAAACUGAAAGAAGGUGAAAGAGUAAACCUGGAGUUGGAACUUACUGAAGUGAAGGAAAGCCUGAAGAAGGCAAUGUCUGGGGGAAUCACACUGGGACUUGCGAUAGAACCAAAAACCACAUCAUCAAGGGCUCAGUCCCCAGUUCUACGGCAUCGUACAGUAGAGAACUCCCCCAUCUCUAGCUGUGAUACAAGUGAUACAGAGUGCUCCCUUCCAGUCAACAGUGCAGCUGUGUUAAAGAGACAGCCAAUCACAAAAAACUCUCCAGUACGUGGUCACGUUCUUAGAAAAGCCAAGGAAUGGGAGUUGAAGAGUGGCACAUAAAUAAUAGGAUUCCUCAUAUGACGCUCUGUUUCAGCCUUAAAAAGUACUGACCAAGAAAAGGACCAAACCACUUCAUACAACCCCUAUGUUUCACCCAUAUGUUGCCUACAAUGCCUCGUAAUUCAGCUUUAAAUUAGCCACUCUCUUAAAAAGCUUUUUUAACCACCUUCUCUAUACUGAGGGGCAGAAGUCUACAGGAGGUUGCAACUUGUGAGCUUUCCCUUUUUUAUUUUUUUUAUUUUUUUCUUCUUUGUUUUAAAGUCAUAAGUGCACAAUGAAACUCAUUUCCAUUAAGCCUUUUGCUGCAGCUAAAUGGUUUGUUUUUAUGACAAUGAAUCGGUCUGACUAUUUUAUUGGUGGAUUUGCAUCUUUCAUAAGGCGCUGCAUAUUCUAGAGGUCUAAUAAGGAAGUAUACAGAUUGGAUUAUAUAUUUUUUCACACCUGUCAAGAUGUGCGGGGUUCAAUUUUUACCAUCCCAUAUGAAAUAAAAUGUCCUUUGUAUUAUAGGAAUUUUUUGACUUUGAUAAUUUAAUCUGGUCAAAAAAAGUACUUUUUUCUAAUUUGUGUAAAUAUCAGACUUUUUCCACCAACAAACUGUAAAUAACUUAGUUUUAUUCCAUAUGUUUACUAUUCUUUGGCAGUAUUUAUAAGUAUUCUUUUGCAAUUAAGUUAAAACACUCAUGUUUUUCACCUUCAUGUUUUCCGAUUGCUCCGCAAAGAAACUUGUGAUGGUACAUUUGUAAUAUUUCCUUUAUUUCAUUUUUCUUUACAUUAACAAAAUAAUAAUAAUUUUCAAUGACUUUCCAUAACUUACCAGCAAUGUAAUUUUAAAGGGAUGAUAAAUCAUAUAGGUUUAAAGUUUAACAGUGAAACCUUUACCAUAUAAAAAUGUAAAACUGAGUUAUUCAUGUCUAUAAUUGUGGCAUUAUAUGUUAAAAAUGUUCUUUUUUUCUUAUUUUACCCCAUGUUGCUUCCCUCUGCCCUUGUAUUUUCCUUAUUUGUGUGCAGUGACAUAGAGAGCAGCCCCACCACGUCUCUAUGUAGUAGGCAAUGAGCGCUCCUGCAUAUAGCUUUAAUAGCACUCGCUGAUCUGAUAUGCAGCAGUGCAGGAUGGCUCUCACUUGCGGCAGAGCUGAGUAGAGGUUCCCACAGUAAUCCCAUGGUGAAUCAGAACUCUUGUUCUAGGAGCACUCCUUUUAGGAAGUAAAUGUGCAUUAAUUAGGUUUACAGGAAUUUGUGCAGACAGAACUGUAGGGCCACUGAUCGGACAGAUUUGCGAAUGCUUGUUACUGUGUGACAAGCCAACCCAUAGGAAAAGCAAGCCCUAUGGCUAAGAAGCUUAUUGGGUAUCAGUGAGAAACAAGAAAAAAAAA
Molecule: messenger RNA, 3967 nt
Organism: Bombina bombina (fire-bellied toad)
Lineage: Eukaryota; Metazoa; Chordata; Amphibia; Anura; Bombinatoridae
Gene: AFAP1
Product: actin filament associated protein 1
Exons: 18
Coding region: 135-2594 (819 amino acids)
Cellular component (GO): cytosol
Molecular function (GO): SH3 domain binding; SH2 domain binding
Source: RefSeq, a predicted model, not a curated record